UAAAUUUCAAAAUGGCGCGUUCGAUUGAUUGUUACGGUUAGCAGGUAGAUAGUCUGAAUCGCAAUGCGUGCAGGCGUGCAAUCAUAUAUAUCGUGCGAAAAUAUCGGAGUAUCGACGGAUUAGCGAAAAGAGCGCUACUUCCCUCCGAUAGCCAGUAGAGAGAAUCGCCCCACACAUCGGUGACAGUGUCGACGAUCGACAAAGAGAAGGAAAACAUUGUUAGAACAGGGUGAUAUCCUACUGGCUCCGUAUGACAGACGGGGCUGUCAUAUUCUAUCAAAGCGUACCUUUAUCCCCGAAACCUUCCAAAACAUUAGAGCAACAAUGGCGAUGGGCAAAGGGUUUCGCGUCUACGAAAAGUUAAAGCCGCCUAAACCGCAUUCACUUAUAUUAGAACAACGAAAUAAGAAGGAGACUGUUUUAUUCGAAUCGCAAGCCGUUGCUGUUCUCUCUGCCGAAGAAACCGAAACAUUGAAAGGAAAAUAUACAAAAUCGUUAGAUGCAUAUGGAUGUUUAGGUGUUUUGCAACUAAACGCUGGUGAAAAUAAUACUUUAUUGUACCUUGUCCUGGUCACCGGCUGUUUUUCAGUCGGCAAAAUAGGAGAGUCAGAAGUGUUUAGAAUUACUCAGUCACAUUUUGUUCCACUUUAUUAUACUCAGGGAAAUGAGGAUCGUGUGUCUGAAGUUAGGAAGGUUCUUAACUCUGGUACUUUUUAUUUCUCUUGGUCUGCUGGUAGUCAAGAGUCUCUUGAUAUUACUCUCAGUGCACAGAAGCGAUGCAAAGCCACAGCAACUGAUAACAGAUUUUUCUGGAAUCGCAUGUUACACAUACAUUUAUUGAGGUAUGGUGUGGACACAUCUCAGUGGUUACUUAAAGCAAUGUGUGGCAGUGUGGAAAUCAGAACUGUAUAUGUUGGGCACAGACAAGCUCGUGCUGUUCUCAUUUCCAGAUUAAGUUGUGAACGCGCAGGCACAAGGUUUAAUGUCAGAGGAACUAAUGACGAUGGACAUGUAGCAAAUUUUGUAGAAACAGAGCAAGUGAUAUAUUUAGAUCAUGAAAUAACUUCCUAUGUACAAACUAGAGGCUCUGUUCCAUUAUUCUGGGAACAACCUGGUAUUCAAGUUGGUUCUCACAAAGUAAAGAUAUCUCGUGGCUUUGAGGCUUCCGCACCAGCAUUUGAUAGGCAUUUAAAGAUGAUAAAAGAAAGAUACGGAGAACAAGUAAUUGUGAAUUUGCUUGGCUCUAGUCUGAUCAGUGGCAAAGAAGGAGAAGCGAUGUUGAGUCAGUUAUUCCAGACUCAUCACAAUAUGUCAGAGCAUAAAGAUGUGCCUCACAUCUUAUUCGAUUAUCAUCAAGAAUGUAGAGGUGGAAAUACCAGAAAUCUAUCAAAAUUAAAAGCUAAAGUAGAAAAAUACUUGAAAUCAUUUUCAUUGUUUUAUGCUGUCGGCGAAAGCGUUAUUCUCGAACAAAUUGGCACUAUUAGAACAAACUGUCUAGACUGUUUGGACAGAACGAAUUGUGUGCAAACAUUUUUUGCGCUAGAAACCCUUGGCAAACAGCUUGGAUUAUUGAAAUUACUUGAGAAACAACAAAUGGUUUCAAGAUUCGAAGAAGUGUUUAGACAGAUGUGGGUCAACAAUGGUAACGAAGUAAGUAAGAUAUAUGCCGGUACUGGAGCGAUUCAGGGAAGCUCGAAAUUAAUGGAUGGUGCGAGAUCCGCAGCUAGAACAAUACAGAAUAACCUAUUGGACUCUAGUAAACAAGAAGCUAUUGACAUCCUGCUAUUGGGAUCAACAUUAAAUACAGAAUUAGCCGACAGGGCUCGACUGCUUUUACCUUCGAAUAUGUUACACGCACCACCGAGCGUCCUUAGAGAAAUGUGCAAACGGUACAAUGAGUAUGUAACUACAAUGAAUCUUAGAGUGAGCGUGGGUACUUACAACGUUAACGGAGGGAAACAUUUCCGAAGUGUCGUAUACAAAGAUGUAUCUCUUGCUGACUGGUUGCUGGAUGCUCAUCAGAGCUCACGAUCUCUUGUAUCAGUCGAAUACGACAAUGUUCCUGUAGAUAUAUUUGCAAUAGGAUUCGAAGAGAUCGUUGAUCUAAAUGCAAGUAAUAUAAUGGCUGCUAGUACUGAUAACGCGAAAUCUUGGGCAGAGGAACUGCAGAAAGUACUUUCACGUGAUACCGAAUAUGUUCUGGUCACAUAUCAACAGUUAGUCGGCGUUUGCCUCUAUCUAUUCAUAAGACCGAUACACGCUCCUUAUUUAAGAGAUGUAGCUGUAGAUUGCGUUAAAACUGGAUUAGGCGGUGCAACUGGGAACAAAGGAGCUGCAGCUAUCAGAUGUGUAUUGUACUCCACUUCCUUCUGUUUUGUUUGCGCCCACUUUGCUGCUGGGCAAAAUCAAGUUAAUGAGCGUAAUGCUGAUUACGCGGAGAUCACGCGAAAAAUUGCCUUCCCUAUGGGAAGAACAUUAAAUACUCAUGAUUAUGUAUUUUGGUGUGGUGAUUUCAAUUAUCGUGUCGAUAUGGAUAAAGAUGAAAUGAAAGAAAUGAUCAAAAGAGAUGAAUUCGAUCAAAUAUUGCAGUACGAUCAAUUAAAGGUGCAACAAGAGCAAGGAAACGUCUUUAAAAAUUUUUUGGAGGGACACAUUACCUUUCCUCCCACGUAUAAGUACGAUGUUUUCUCUGAUGAUUACGAUACGAGCGAGAAGUGUCGACAACCCGCAUGGACAGACAGAGUGCUGUGGAAACGUCGUAAACAAGUACCUGAUAUCGAUUCUCCUGCAGAUUGGAAUCCAGGAAGAUUGGUUCAUUACGGUAGAGUCGAAUUGAAACAAAGUGAUCAUCGACCGGUGAUCGCCAUUAUUGAUAUAGAUAUUCAUUGCGUCGAACCCGAGAAACGUGAAGAAGUUUUCAAGGAAGUGAUACAAGAUUUGGGUCCACCCGAUGGCACUAUAGUGGUGAAAGCUGAAGAAGAGUCGGACGACGUGGACAGCGUAUUCGACGACAACUUCAUGAUGGCGCUCUUACAAGACUUGUCGCAUAUUGGCGAAGUGAUUCUCGUUAGGUUCGUCGGCGAGACGAUAUGGGUGACGUUCAGAGACGGACAAUGCGCUUUAUCUGCAGCAAAGAAAGGCAUGACUCAAGUAUGCGGCCAAACUUUGAAAUUAUCCCUUAAGUCGCCGGACUGGGUACAAUUAAUCGAAAAGGAAAUAGAUCUCUGCAGCAACACCACGAUCCCGCAAUUCGUCUCAGAUUCUCCGAAGAAGAGCCCUGUUGAAAGAUUAGAACAAUUAGAAAUAGGAGAACGGCCAUCUCCGAGUAAGGGUAGUCCGAACGGGGUUCCUCCUCCAAGACCUGCUCCACCAGGUCGACCGGCUCCACCUAAGAGUCCAGUGCAAGAUCGAAAGCAAGGACCUCGCGCUGGUGUAUUCAGCGUAUUGCCUAAUCAAUUCCAAGCACCACCAUCCAGAGAAAAUGAAGAAACUGAACAAAGUGAAAGAUUGUCGCCAGAAUCUGCGAUUUAUGAAGAAAUAUUGGAUGGAUCAUCUAGUUACCCUAUACCAAACCGUCCACCGCCACCAUUACCUCGCACGGAUUCCAUACAGGAAUCGUCCAGUAUGCCUCCUAGUUCUAUACCUCCUCCAUUACCGCAGAGGCAAGCUCCUCCUCCGCCUCAGCAUCCGCCACCUAGUUUACCUGCGACUGCAAAUGCCCCACCACCGAUCCCGGCAAGGACAACCGGCGGACCACCCAUUCCAGCUAGAAAUCCUCAUUAAACGGCGGUGUUAAUGUCAUUCCGAUGUGAGUCGAAUCAUUUUAGGUAUCAUUAUGUAGUUAAUUAUUUAUAAAUAUUGAUAGAAAUUGAAAACAGAAUAGCUUGCUUCCUCGUGACGUCGUACAACUGUGUAGUUUGUGAACAAAAAUGAAUCCCAAGUCUAUUCUGUAAUUAGAUUCAGUUUCUGGGCACCAUGAAUGACGAGGAUGUUAUAUGCUUCCUAUCCUGCACUUUCCUACAAUGCAAACAAGUUUGUUGAAUACCUCAAAAGUUUGAUUAUUACAAAUAGACUAUGUGCAGAGUUUAUGAGCGUAUACAGUUAAAAGGCUUCUUAAGAAUGAUCGUUGAAAAUUAAUAAGAUAAUUCUGUUAACAAAAUCUAUGAUGUUAAAGAUGUUAUAUAAAUAUAAUUUUGUGAAAAAUUUUGCGACUAAAUAUUUAAAUUAAAAUUAAUCUAUAUCUACCAUCAUAGUUUUGUCCUACAACUCCUAAUAAAAAAAGUUGUUUUCAUGAUAGAUUGAUUUAUUUACAAUCGAGAUUAAAAAUUGUUGACUAUGUUUGUUUCUUGUUACAUUUAAUCAUAUUUUUCUAAAAAAGACAGAUAAUUAACGAAGAAAAAAUCGUGUUUUAUGUUUAUUACUGGCUGUAACAGUGAGAAAAGUGAUAAACACAAAUGACAGUAUUCUUACGAAAAAUACUUUCCACAUGAGUAUAUAUUUACGUAUAAAAUAUAUACACUCGUUGACCAAUCAUUGUUCUUUUAAGGUAAUAGUAUAGAUAAUAGUUUAUAAUAGUACAUGAUAAAUAGUAGCAAAUCGUAUAAAAGUAUGGAGCCAGUGAACUUUCAAUCCCAAACACUAUUGGAGAGAACAGAGGCAGAAUAUUACUAUGUGUAUUUAUUUUGUAGCGCUUCAUGUGUUGUAUUGUACAUAUACAUAUACAUAUAAAACUUAAAAAAAAACGAAAGAUGAACCAUACAGGUAAAAUGAGAUUCUAUAUAUGUUUAUACAACGAAGAAAACAUGCUUAUUUAUUUUGCGAGAUUCGAGAUAAUAAGUACUUGUGCGAGUGUUAUUAUUUCUAGAAUUUUCCUCUUCUCUGAAUGUGAAAUUUGAUGGAAAAGUUACAUUUAAAAAUGAAAACAUACAAGAGUUUCAAAUUGAGAGAUUAUUGAAAAUAUGAAUAUAAAAUGAAGUCUCGUAAUUAAGAUAAUCAUGUAUCUGGGAAAGAUUGUAAAUAGAGAUGAAUUUAGUAAGAAAAACGCCUUGCAAUUGAUGUACGUUCUCUAAAUGUACCAAAUACAUAUUUGAUUCUUCAUUUUGGAAUUUGUUGAUAAACUAACUUUAUACUUCACAACACAAAGUACAGGAUUUAAAAAAAUAUCACUUAUUUAAAAUCUUCUUUUAUUUAUAUCAGCGAUAUAAGAUGGUCGCCUAAAUUUGUAACUAGGUCUAGUCAUUGUCAUUUGUUUGGCAAAUAGAGCGAGAAUGAUAGCUCCCUAAACGUUAUUCAGUAAUAAGUAUAAAGUUUUACAAAAUUUGUUUCAUCAAAAAUUUAACUUGUAUAAAUAUAUAUAUUGUAAACAGAGAA
Messenger RNA from Ceratina calcarata, 5370 nucleotides. RefSeq names its product synaptojanin (gene Synj). Lineage: Eukaryota; Metazoa; Arthropoda; Insecta; Hymenoptera; Apidae. Gene Ontology annotation, molecular function: nucleic acid binding; phosphatidylinositol-4,5-bisphosphate 5-phosphatase activity. Gene Ontology annotation, biological process: phosphatidylinositol dephosphorylation; synaptic vesicle endocytosis. The transcript is spliced from 7 exons. The coding region runs from base 325 to 3783 and encodes 1152 amino acids. The record is from RefSeq and is a predicted model, not a curated record.